CUCUGGUUUUUAGUUAACAGAUCAAUAAUUACAGAAACUUGCUCCUUAUUUUUAUUAUUUUAAAAUACUGUUCUGUGCAUGCUAGUGGCUACAUGUAUAACAUUCUGUGAAUGCAAGUGGAUUAUUCGUGUGCACUUGAAGAAGUUCAACAGCAUUUCCAAUCUUGUGGGACUGUAAAUAAGGUUACUAUUCGUUCAGACAAGUAUGGCCAGCCAAAGGGUUAUGCAUACGUGAGGUUCUUUGAAGCUGAGGCUGUUCAAGAGGCUCUUCUUUUGAUUGAAUCUGAACUUUAUGGCAGGCAGUUGAAGGUUACUGCUAAGCGGACCAAUAUACCUGGGAUGAAACCAUAUCGUCCACGUUGGUCCAACCCUUUAAUGCAACCCAGGGACCCAUUUAUGGCUCCAUAUUUCUUUAAUCCCUAUGGAUAUGGGAAGGUUCCAAGGUUGAUAAUGGCAAUGCAAUACAAUCCCUAUUAUUAAACACCAUGGACCAUAGUAGUAGUUUCAAAUACUUUUGAUAAUGUGGCUAGUUUAUGAGGGUACUUUUUUUUUACUUGUCAAUUUGGUCGAUGUGCCAAAACCAUGCAAGAAUUCUUGUUUGGUUUUAUUGGUGUGAAUCAUGCAAGAUCUUGCACUGUCAUGUUGAGCUGCCUAGUGCCUUGUUUGCAAUUUUCCGAGUACCUUGUGUCAUUUAAAGAAUAUU
This is a messenger RNA of Hibiscus syriacus, 702 nucleotides long. Its product is annotated as polyadenylate-binding protein 3-like. The record is from RefSeq and is a predicted model, not a curated record. Gene Ontology annotation, molecular function: RNA binding. The transcript is spliced from 3 exons. NCBI's taxonomy places the organism in Eukaryota, Viridiplantae, Streptophyta, Magnoliopsida, Malvales, Malvaceae. The coding region runs from base 111 to 479 and encodes 122 amino acids.